This is a messenger RNA of Labrus mixtus (cuckoo wrasse), 2528 nucleotides long. It is a transcript of the gene prkacbb, whose product is annotated as protein kinase, cAMP-dependent, catalytic, beta b. The transcript has 10 exons. NCBI's taxonomy places the organism in Eukaryota, Metazoa, Chordata, Actinopteri, Labriformes, Labridae. Bases 107 to 1162 code for a protein of 351 amino acids. Gene Ontology annotation, biological process: peptidyl-serine phosphorylation. The record is from RefSeq and is a predicted model, not a curated record. Gene Ontology annotation, molecular function: cAMP-dependent protein kinase activity; ATP binding. Gene Ontology annotation, cellular component: cAMP-dependent protein kinase complex; nucleus.
CUUUUGGAUUAUUUCGAUUUGGGUUAAACUCACCUAUUUUGAAGGCAGCUAGGGGAUACCAGCGGCAGGAACGUCAGCUAGCAGCCACCGCCAUCUCUCGUGAGUCAUGGGGAACGCUGCCACGGCCAAGAAGGGCAACGAGCUAGAGAGCGUAAAAGAGUUUCUAGCAAAAGCCAAAGAAGAUUUCUUACGGAAAUGGGAAUGCCCACCACAGAGUACAACGUGCCUAGAUGACUUUGACAGAUUAAAGACCCUGGGUACGGGCUCAUUUGGCAGAGUCAUGCUGGUGAAACACAAAGGAACAGAGCAAUACUUUGCCAUGAAAAUACUGGACAAGCAGAAGGUGGUGAAACUCAAGCAAAUAGAACACACGUUAAAUGAGAAGAGGAUAUUACAGGCCGUGAGCUUCCCCUUUCUCGUCAAGCUUGAGUAUUCGUUUAAGGACAACUCCAAUUUGUACAUGGUGAUGGAGUACGUUCCAGGUGGAGAGAUGUUCUCACACCUAAGACGAAUUGGAAGGUUCAGUGAACCACACGCACGGUUUUAUGCUGCCCAAAUAGUGCUGACAUUUGAGUACCUCCAUUCACUAGAUCUCAUAUACAGAGAUCUGAAACCUGAGAACCUUCUCAUCGACCAUCACGGCUACAUUCAGGUGACAGACUUCGGAUUUGCCAAGCGUGUAAAAGGCAGGACCUGGACGUUGUGUGGGACACCAGAGUACUUGGCACCAGAAAUCAUUCUCAGCAAAGGCUAUAACAAAGCUGUGGACUGGUGGGCCCUCGGAGUCCUCAUCUAUGAAAUGGCAGCUGGCUACCCUCCAUUCUUUGCAGAUCAACCGAUUCAGAUCUAUGAGAAGAUCGUGUCUGGGAAGGUACGAUUCCCCUCCCACUUCAGCUCUGACUUGAAGGACCUUUUGAGAAACCUGCUACAGGUGGAUCUGACCAAACGUUACGGCAACCUGAAAAACGGAGUCAACGACAUCAAGGGCCAUAAAUGGUUUGCCACGACAGACUGGAUCGCAAUCUACGAGAGAAAGGUUGAAGCACCGUUCAUACCGAAGUGCAGAGGCCCAGGGGACACCAGCAACUUCGACGACUACGAAGAGGAGGAAGUCCGCGUUUCUGUAACAGAAAAAUGCACGAAGGAGUUUGCGGAGUUUUAGGAUGCGAGAACAUGGAUAUAUCAGGGAAAUAAAGGGGAUCUUUGCACUCUUCUAAAGACUUUGGAUGGAGCAGAGACCAUCGUUUUUCAGAUCUACUACAAAGUCCCUUCAUUCCACAAGGCUGAAUGAGGUCUCCACGAUCCUUGGGUGCCGAUAACCUCUCACUGUCACGUCACCUACACACCUGCGUAUUAAAGCAGACACAUCACUUAUUUCUUUUUCUUUUUUUUGUACCUACCUUUUUUUUUUUUUUUUUUUUUUUUACUUUAAAGCAGUUAGUCUUGGAUGUUGUUACCCCUUUUAAAAAAUGUGAUAUUUUUUUAAAUUUGAGAGAAAACUCAGACAAUGGCCAAUAACAGUCCACAUAUUGUACCUGACAUGUCCAUGGCAGUUCUCCGCACACACACACAUGCCCAUGUGUGUGUUGUAUACUGUUCCCUCUGGUCGCCAGUUUGUAUGUACCUGUCUGUUACGGAUCCUCGUCACUUUGGCUUGUGUUCAAUUCUGGCCAGCUUUCAGAGGUAGCAUUGGCCCUAUGUGCAUACGUCUGGUUCGUCUGAUGUUGAAAGAAUGACCAAAUAGGGAAAACACAAGAAGGGAGAUUUUUCCUUAUCUGCUUUUAACCCAGAAAUGAAAUUGUCAGAGCCUCAACAGAAGCACCCAGUUACUGUCUACUUAGCGUUCUGGCCAAGGCUCAGAAAGUGAGAUAGCGUGUACACUCGGGAAGAAGAGUUGUUUGUUUGGUCCUUUUGGGGUCUGUUAGUGACAUGUACAAUGUUUUCAUUUUGACUAUUCUUUUUGUUGCUAUGUCUAAAAUUACAGUCAUGUUGUCCCUGACUGGGUCUGCUUAUUAAGGACCCUUAAUUCUUUGUCUGUUGAACAAUGUGACUUUCGUACCUGGUAAAGAGAGUGAGCUAAAUUCCCCUUUAGGGGUUUUAUUGAGUUAAUGAAAAGCCAAGAUGGUCAUUAUGGAUUCUGUUUUGGCUUGUGCCUCAACAUUGUUACUGCAACCUAAAAAAAAAAGUAAUGUAUUGAAUCAAGGAUGUUUUGAAAUGUUGCAAAACAGGAAUUCAAGACUUAAUAUUUACCAUAAUCUCCCUGUUAUCAGUCCCCAUUGGAUAUCUAAGUUUUAUUCUUAUUAAAGAAUGCAGAUUUGAUUUGCGACUUAUAGGUAUGCAUAUUUGAAAACUUGAUUUCAAGGUACAGUUUCCUCACAAUACACUGGCUCAAAUGAAGACUGCUCGUUUGUAUCACAUUUAACCUUGUUAUUGUUAAACUCAUUACAUCAUACGCAUAUACCUUGUUUCAUAUAUGUUUUUAUUUAUACACAUUAGAGAUGCUAAUAAAUUUUAUUUUUAAAAGUGUU